Messenger RNA from Cryptococcus amylolentus CBS 6039, 1461 nucleotides. RefSeq lists its product as hypothetical. The transcript has a single exon. The coding region runs from base 589 to 1395 and encodes 268 amino acids. NCBI's taxonomy places the organism in Eukaryota, Fungi, Basidiomycota, Tremellomycetes, Tremellales, Cryptococcaceae. The record is from RefSeq and is a predicted model, not a curated record.
GCAAUCUUUAGUUGCAGCACGCCUCAGUCGGACCGACAGCGAGUCUAUCCAUGCUUGAGAUUUUCGAAAGGACUAGCUAUGGACCCCCAGCUGAUGAUCGACACGCCAUUCUUGGACACGAUGGACAUGAAGGCUUGCGUCAUCCUGAUGAAAAGGCAAGAAGCGUCUAGGAGACCAUGGGGAUAUGUUGUGCUACCACAAGGCUCUGGAAGUGGUUUUUCAAAAGGAUUGGGGGAUAGCUGAAGUAUCAGAGAUUUGCGAGCUCAUUCAGUACAGUAACCGCGGAAACGACCAUCUUUCCGCCAGAAUGUGGAAAGAUGCCCACGCACGACUUCGCCGGUUCCGUUGAUACCAUUCCCUGCCCUUCAACAGUUAUCUUCUCUUCCACACUCGGCACUGAAGAACCUUUCGCCGUUCAUACUUCAGGCCAAUUCUUCAACAGAAACUAUACAAUCCCCUCGAAAAUCGUCACAGCUCCGAUCAUCACCACAACCGCCAGCCAUGAUAUUAGCUUUGGACCCCGGAGAUUUGAAUCGUUAUAUGGUCGAAGAUCGUAAGUGACGGCCCUUCACAUCCUCUCAGACAUCCAUGAUUCUGACCGCGCUUCACCGUGCAGUUGGUCGUGAAUGCUGCUCAUCGCCAUCGGACGAUGAAACAGACGACGCAGAUGACGUUUCCUCUUGCGAUUCCGAAACCUGCACCUCUUCUUCCGCCUCCUCGGCGCAUGGUUCUACUUCCACAGCUUCCCACCUUCAGUCCAAUCAAUCCCCUACCCCUACUCUGGAACCGAGUCACACAAAAUACCCACCUAUGACCUAUAGAUAUACCUCCAUGAGAGGCCCGACCCUCCACCUGUUCACGCACACGUAUCUCACCAGCGGCCUCCGGCCCGGGACAUUCCGCCUCUGUGCCUCUUACGGCGUUGGACUCACCCCUUCAGCCUACCCUCCCUCCCGCAACAUCUCAUUGGAAGACGAUACCCCAACUACCAUGCCACCACCAAGCAGAAGAAUCUACCUCAUCUACCACAUUGCCAGAUUGUUGUUACAACAAGGCAUCGACGGAUUCUUUGGGCAUGAUGGGACGAUGGUGGAUAGUAAGGCAGAGGGCCAGAGGCGGCUCAUUGACAUGAAGUCCGUCCUUGGGUGGAUGGUGUACGAUCUCGCAAAGUGCUUGGAGCAGCUUUUGGAGCCCGGGUUUUACAUCCGUUCUUGGGCAUGCGUAGAUAGGCAACACUUUGACUGUAUCGCAUCCGAUUUCUGGGGGCUCCCUAUGGUCAAGAAAUAUGCUGGGAAACAGGUGCAGAUUGGGAAGAGGUUCGUGGCGCGGGAGAUGGAGCAGGCGACAGAAGCUCCUGUCCGGAUCAAGCGAAUAUACACGAAUGUCUUUGCGUAAUGGGAAGGUACCGCGAAGGAUAUAGAUGCAUAUAUGGAAACGUGUGCGGAACAGGUAAACCCAUGC